Solanum stenotomum is the source of this 424-nucleotide messenger RNA. RefSeq names its product 60S ribosomal protein L38-like. The coding region runs from base 1 to 177 and encodes 58 amino acids. Gene Ontology annotation, molecular function: structural constituent of ribosome. Gene Ontology annotation, cellular component: ribosome; cytosolic large ribosomal subunit. The record is from RefSeq and is a predicted model, not a curated record. Gene Ontology annotation, biological process: translation; protein-RNA complex assembly. Lineage: Eukaryota; Viridiplantae; Streptophyta; Magnoliopsida; Solanales; Solanaceae. The transcript has a single exon.
AUGAAAUUUCGUGUGACAGACCGAAUGACUGAUGCACGAACUGUUAAGACCAAGAAGAACAAGGAUAUGGCCAAGUUCAAGGUUUGCUUCUCUAGGUAUCUUCAUACGCGUUGUGUGUCCGACUUUGAGAAGACUGACAAGUUGAAGCAAUUACUUCCUUCAGGUUUGAGCGUAUAAGACCUGUGAAAAAAUAUUUAUGUUUUUUUUAUAGAGUUACAACGCAAUGUAGAAUUUGUAAUUCAGUUCCUCCAAUCUUCAUUGAUUACUGCUCUCCAAUCUUCAUCUUCAUCUCGUUCCUCCAUUUCUACAACAAAACAAGUGUAGUGUUCUCCUGAAAAAUCAGAUUUCGAAUUUAUUGUAUUGUUUUUAUCUAAUUUUCAAAUUGAGUUUAUGAAAAUCACAUCUAUGUUUUCUUAAAAAUCGG